UUAAAGAUGAGUCUUUUAACUGAGUAUUUAUUAUCCUUUUUGGCCAUUGUUGUCGUUCCUGUUUACAUAUAUUAUGCCAAACAUCAUAGACAACUGAAGUUUCUUCAACAAUUUCCCAGCCCUCCGGUGAUUCCCUUAAUCGGAAGUGCUCGUGAUUUUAAAACUCCGAGCGAAUUUUUAAAGAAAUUGCAUGAGUAUGCAAGGAAGUAUGGUUCACUAAUUCACUUACAAAUUGGACUGAGACACACCCUCGUCAGCACAGACUACAAAUUUAUUGAAUUUUUAUUGAGCCACAACAGUUUGUUGAAGAAGACUACAAAUUUUAAAUUUUUGAAACCCUGGGUUGGAGAAGGAUUAAUUACUGCUGACGGAGGACCCAACUGGAAAAUUCACCGAAAAUUAAUAACUCCUGCUUUCCAUUUCAAAAUUUUGGAACAAUUUGUUGACGUGUUUGAAGCAGACGGGGAUAUUUUAGUCGAAAAGUUGUCUAAAGAAAGUGGAAAGAAGUCAGUGGACAUUUACCCUUACAUCACCAGAUGUGCCUUUGACGCGAUUUGCGAAACUGCCAUGGGAACAAAAGUAAAUGUACAAACGAAUGAAAUAUCUUCUUAUUUUGAGAGUGUAAGACAAAUGUGUAGACUAUUUGUAACUCGUUCAACAUCUGUUUUGGGACGUUAUGACCUUUUCUUUCGAUUCACGAAAGACCACAAAAUCCAGAAAGAGUCGCUUAAGAUCUUGCAUGGUUACACCAAGGAAGUAAUUCAGAACAAAAAGAAAGAACUUACUAACAAACAAAAAGAGAACAAUGCGAUGAACAACACUGAUGAGUUGGGUAGAAAAAGGAAGAAGGCAUUUUUAGACUUGAUUCUGGAAGCCAAGAUUGAUAAUCAAUCUCUCACCGAUGAAGAAAUAAGAGAAGAGGUUGACACUUUUAUGUUUGCGGGACACGACACAACGGCUACCUCGUCCACUUUUAUAUUAUACUGUAUAGCCAACAAUAAAGAAGUUCAGGAGAAAAUUCUUGAAGAACAACGAGAAAUUUUUGGCGACGAAAAAAAUCCGAAAGUAACUUAUGCGAACUUACAAGAAAUGAAGUAUUUAGAAAAUGUUGUUAAGGAAGGUUUACGACUGUACUCUCCUGUGCCGUUUAUUGGAAGAGUGAUAGAUAAAGACGUAGAGUAUAAUGGACAAAUUAUGCCCAAGGGACUUAAUGUGGCCAUUUUUUUGCACGGAAUGCACAUGAACCCUGAAUACUAUCCCAAUCCAGAAAAAUUUGAUCCCAGUAGAUUUGAAGUUAUAGGUAAUAAACUACCUUUUGCUUUCGUACCAUUCAGUGCAGGACCAAGAAAUUGUAUAGGACAAAAAUACGCUAUGAUAGAAAUUAAAAGCAUUGUAUCGAAAGUGGUGAGACAUUAUGAAUUAAGUGCAGCUUUUCCUCGGCAUGAUCUUGACCUGACACCAGAAACUGUGUUGAAAUCGUUGAACGGGGUUCGAAUUGGACUAAAAUUGAGAUAAAACCGUAACAGGAGUUGCUAAAACACCAGAAUUAAGUAGCAUAAUACUUACAAUAUGUAGUCUGUAAUAUUCAUAUUUAUAAUUUGUUAUUAUAAGACUUUGAUAAUAUAGGGCGCACCAGAUAAUUUUUGGCAUCUGUUCUGGAAAUGUUCUAUACGAUUUACGUGAGUUCAUGUCAAUUGAUGUAUGAGAGGUUUAGAGCGAUCCUAACCUAAAAGUGGAAUCAAUGUGAUCAGUGUUUACAAGACUUAUUAUUUCCCAUUUACAACAAAAUUUGUUAAAUUAUACCUACUUUGUUGUGUGGGUAAAUUUUUCCAACAUUUGUUAUUAAAUAUUAUAUUCAACA
Molecule: messenger RNA, 1861 nt
Organism: Zophobas morio
Lineage: Eukaryota; Metazoa; Arthropoda; Insecta; Coleoptera; Tenebrionidae
Product: cytochrome P450 4d2-like
Exons: 8
Coding region: 7-1515 (502 amino acids)
Molecular function (GO): heme binding; monooxygenase activity; oxidoreductase activity, acting on paired donors, with incorporation or reduction of molecular oxygen
Source: RefSeq, a predicted model, not a curated record